Saccoglossus kowalevskii is the source of this 1287-nucleotide messenger RNA. Its product is annotated as solute carrier family 35 member E1 homolog. The record is from RefSeq and is a predicted model, not a curated record. Lineage: Eukaryota; Metazoa; Hemichordata; Enteropneusta; Harrimaniidae.
AUGGCGUUGACCAAUGACUCUAAGCUGUUCGAAGAGUUCUGUCGGAUUGUUUUUCUGUGUGUUAUUUGGUACGCCAGUAGCGCGGGACAGAAUGUCAUCGGAAAGCAAGUACUGGACUAUUUUCCUUAUCCGAUGACUAUCACAAUGUCACACAUGUUUUCAUUAGCUCUUUAUUUAGGACCAAUUCUCAAAGCCUGGAACAUUCCCACGGCUCAGCCGAUAGAGCGAAAAUACUACUGGAGUGUUAUUGUUCCGUUAGCGUUUGGAAAAUUUUAUGCCUCUGUGUCGUCACAUUUUAGUAUAUGGAAAAUGUCUGUAUCAUAUGCUCAUACUGUGAAAGCAAUGAUGCCGAUAUUUACAGUAACUUUAUCUAGAAUCAUUUUAUAUGAAAAACAAACCACAAAGGUUUAUUUAUCUUUACUACCUAUUAUAUUUGGUGUACUUUUAGCCACAGCAACUGAAAUAUCAUUUGAUCUUCUGGGAUUAUUAUCAUCUCUUUCAGCAACUAUAGCUUUUGCUUUACAAAAUAUUUUUUCAAAAAAGGCAUUACGAGAUACGAAUGUACACCAUCUUAGGCUGUUACUUACAAUGGGAGAGUUAGCAUGCUGGGGGAUGGUACCAAUUUGGUUAUUGACAGACGUAUUCAGCAUUAUAAACGAUCAGGAAACGAUAAACAGGAUCGAAUGGCUUCCUACAGUAUUUUUAAUUCUUACAACUGGGUUUCUCAACUUUUUACAAAACAUUGUUGCCUUCAGUGUCUUAUCUUUGGUGACUCCACUCAGCUAUUCAGUGGCGAAUGCAACCAAACGAAUCAUUGUGAUAUCCGCAUCUUUAUUACUACUACAGAACCCCGUCACUCGUUACAAUGUCUUAGGGAUGCUUAUCGCUAUACUAGGAGUGCUAUAUUAUAACAAGGCUAAAUAUGAUUUGCGCCGGUCGAAGCAACUUUUACCAUUGUAUACCAAUGAUUUCAAGGCAGUCGAAAAGAUCGGCCUGAGAAGGAAUGGACUAUCUACGGGUUCUUUCUACCAUUUAUAAGUGGCUGUAGCAAUCACAGGUGAUGGAUGGUGUGUAGAUGGCAUAGUGGUUUUGUAGCUUGAUGUGAUCACUCACAUGAGACUAGUUACUAGUUUCCCAUGCCUGCAUGUCAACUAGUAUACUAACUCGCAUGGGAAUUAUAAACAAGCAUGGCUUUCGCUUACUUUUCUCCCCUUCUUUCUCAUCAUCUCUUGGGCUUGAAUGUUUUCUUUUUCGAAUGUUUUGUUAAUGUGGUCUCUUACAACUAGC